Molecule: messenger RNA, 2035 nt
Organism: Rhipicephalus microplus (southern cattle tick)
Lineage: Eukaryota; Metazoa; Arthropoda; Arachnida; Ixodida; Ixodidae
Gene: pix
Product: ATP-binding cassette sub-family E member 1 pix
Molecular function (GO): ATP binding; ATP hydrolysis activity
Source: RefSeq, a predicted model, not a curated record
GGCAGCACAUAACACGCUAACGUCAUUGUAGCUGGGCGAAACCCCUCUAGGCGUCCUUUCCCGCCAUCUUGUUCACGUGGAUACUCGCUGCGAUCAGCGAGUAGUGACAAGAGGCAUGAGUUCACAGGAUAAGUUAACAAGGAUCGCCAUUGUCAAUACAGACAAAUGCAAGCCCAAGAGAUGCAAACAAGAGUGCAAGAAGUCGUGUCCUGUUGUGAGACUCGGCAAACUUUGCAUAGAAGUAACGCCCAACGACAAGAUCGCUGCGAUAUCGGAGAACUUGUGCAUCGGUUGUGGUAUCUGCGUCAAGAAAUGCCCGUUUGAAGCCAUUUCUAUUAUCAACUUGCCCAGUAACCUUGAGAAAGAUACGACUCAUAGGUACAGCCAGAACUCCUUUAAGUUGCACAGGUUACCUACUCCAAGACCCGGUGAAGUUUUGGGUCUGGUUGGGACAAAUGGAAUAGGAAAAUCAACUGCCCUCAAGAUCCUGGCUGGGAAACUGAAACCCAACUUAGGUCGUUAUGGAGAUCCUCCAGACUGGACGGAGAUUCUGCAGUACUUCCGCGGUUCGGAGCUUCAGAACUACUUCACCAAGAUCUUGGAAGAUGAUCUGAAAGCGAUUAUCAAGCCCCAGUACGUCGACCAGAUUCCCAAGGCUGUCAAGGGAUCUGUGCAGCAACUCAUAGACAAAAAGGAUGAAAUGAAGAAUCAGGAUGAAGUGUGCAGCGUGCUCGACCUCAACAAUGUGAGAGACAGAAAUGUUGACGCGUUAUCCGGAGGGGAGCUGCAACGUUUUGCCUGUGCCAUGGUGUGCAUACAGAAAGCAGACAUCUUCAUGUUUGACGAGCCCUCAAGUUAUUUGGACGUAAAACAGAGGCUCAAGGCUGCUCAGGCGAUCCGCUCCUUGAUUCAUCCGGAAAAGUACAUCAUUGUUGUAGAGCACGAUCUGUCUGUGCUAGACUACCUGUCCGACUUCAUUUGCUGCUUGUACGGUGUGCCUGGUUGCUACGGUGUGGUCACCAUGCCGUUCUCUGUCAGGGAAGGCAUCAACAUUUUUCUCGACGGUUUUGUGCCAACGGAGAACCUGAGGUUCAGGGACACUUCGCUUAUCUUCAAGGUUGCCGAAACAGCUACGGAAGAAGAAAUCAAGCGGAUGUGCCGUUACGAGUAUCCCAACAUGAAGAAGUGUUUAGGUGACUUCGAAAUGAGUGUGGAUGCUGGCACAUUCACAGAUUCCGAGAUCAUAGUGAUGCUGGGAGAGAAUGGCACAGGAAAGACAACCUUCAUCCGUAUGAUGGCUGGCCGAUUGAAACCUGAUGAAGGAGGUGAUGUCCCUUCUUUAAACAUCAGUUACAAGCCUCAAAAGAUUUCCCCGAAAUCUCAAGGAACUGUGCGAAUGUUGCUUCAUGACAAAAUAAGGGAUGCCUAUGUGCACCCGCAGUUCAUUGCGGACGUCAUGAAACCACUGCAGAUCGAUGCCAUCAUUGACCAGGAAGUGCAAAACUUGUCCGGCGGCGAGCUUCAGCGUGUGGCCUUGGCACUGUGCCUUGGCAAGCCUGCCGACGUGUACCUAAUAGAUGAGCCGUCGGCCUACCUCGACUCCGAGCAGCGUCUGGUGGCAGCGAAGGUCAUCAAACGAUUCAUUCUGCAUGCCAAGAAGACUGGUUUCGUGGUUGAGCACGACUUCAUCAUGGCCACAUAUCUGGCCGACAGAGUCAUCGUCUUCGAGGGACAGCCCUCGGUCAAGACUCUAGCGAAUGCGCCGCAGAUGCUGCUGGCAGGCAUGAACAAGUUUUUGGAGCUGCUAAACAUCACGUUCCGCAGGGACCCCAACAACUACAGGCCAAGGAUAAACAAGCUCAACUCUGUGAAGGACACAGAACAAAAGAAGAGUGGCAACUUCUUCUUCCUUGAGGAUUAAGAGACCAGCUCAGUUGGGGAGAGACACUGCACAGCUGCCAUGGAGUGCCACGUGGAGCGCACAGCCAUUAGUGUGAAGGAAUAAAUCUGCCAUUUGAAAAAGGCAGUUUUCCAG